Messenger RNA from Tribolium madens (black flour beetle), 1609 nucleotides. Its product is annotated as leucine-rich repeat-containing protein 15-like. The record is from RefSeq and is a predicted model, not a curated record. The coding region runs from base 104 to 1609 and encodes 501 amino acids. The transcript is spliced from 3 exons. Gene Ontology annotation, molecular function: protein binding. Lineage: Eukaryota; Metazoa; Arthropoda; Insecta; Coleoptera; Tenebrionidae.
UAUUAUUCAUAAUUUUCAUCAAUUUUAAACAGAUAUCAUUAUCACUGCUUAAUCAGCUUUCCAAGUCGAGUUUAGUUUUAUUUGAGACUGAAACAGGAUACAUAUGAAUACGUUUUCCGUUUUAAUAUCAGAGACAAUACUUUUAUUUUUAAACCAACAAUUGAAGUGGUUGGUAGUGAAAUUCUUAAAAAUGUGGUUAAUUUUACCCAGUUUGCUGGUUUUGUCACACAUUAAAUAUGGGCAAACUGCUUAUUGCCAUCAGAAGAAAACUUAUAGAUUUGAAUGUUCCAACCUACAAUCUCUUAGCGAAAUUAUUCAUUUUGUUCCUGGUGAUACAGCGGCUAUGACGUAUUUAACAAUAACCAACUCAAACAUUUCGACUAUAAAUGCUUCAGAUUUAUCCGCUGAAGUUCUUAGCAUAAACCAAAUACAUGAGUUAACGUUAAGUAGACUCCAUAUCAAAAAAAUUCUACCAGGAGUAUUUCUAUACCAGUGUGAAUUACGAACAUUGAACCUCGAAGACAACAACAUGACAGAGAUUUUAAACGGCGUCUUUAAUGUGCUUCACAAUUUAAAAACAUUAGACUUGAGCAACAACAAAAUUAACAGAAUCGAAAAAUAUUCUCUUAAGGGCAUGGACAAAUUGGGAAGCCUAAAUCUAGCAGGAAAUAAUUUAUCAGUUCUUGAGGAAGGCAUUUUCGAAACGUUGCCUAAUCUGAAGGUUUUAAAUCUAGAACGAAACGCCAUUACCAAAAUAGAAAAAAAUUCUUUCAAGAAGAUUGACAACCUAAAUAUACUAUAUCUAGGUAAGAAUAAACUAUCGAGAAUUGAAGAUGGCAGAUUCGAAACGUUGUUAAGUUUAGACGAGUUAUAUUUGAAUAACAAUCAAAUUCUCAUUAUAGAUAAACCAUUUUUUUGUAAUACACUAAGAGUACUAGAUUUAAGUCAUAACAAUAUAACAAAUGUUUAUCCACAUGCUUUUCAAAAUUUAAAAGAAUUGCAAACAUUAGAUUUAUCUCAAAAUCGAAUCAAAAAAUUACCAUUUGGGGUUUUUGAUAGUUUAAAAAAACUUACAGUUUUAAAUCUUUCCAAUAAUCAAUUAUUAUAUUUGGAUCUUGAAGUCCUAAUUUCUCUAUUAAAUUUAGAAGAAUUGAAUCUCGAUAAUAACAAACUUUCUUACAUGAAUGGAUAUGAACUGCGACAACACCUAAUGAAUUUGCAAACCAUUUAUUUGGAUCAUAAUUUCCUAAAUUGCAGCAACCUUGUUAAUAUUUUAAAAAACAAAAUAAGUUUAGCAGAAGGAACUUCUCACGAUGUUGAAAAUGUUCACGGAAUUGCGUGUGUCAAUAAUGCAAGUUUAAUAAAUAAAAUUAAAACAUUAAACAGUUCACAAUUUACGGCCAAAAAUUCCGAUGAAGAAUUUCAUAACGAACUUUUCGGUUAUUUAAACCAGUAUAAAGUCGAAAUAAUGAAUAAUAAUAAAACUACAUUAAUACUUAUUGUUGUCAUUUUAAUCAUAAUUUCUAUUUUGUUAAUUUGUAUUGUUUAUCUGUUUUUUAGUUCUUUAAAACACAAACGUAGGCAUAGAUCAAUAGAAUUGUUAUCUUAG